Mesocricetus auratus (golden hamster) is the source of this 2370-nucleotide messenger RNA. Its product is annotated as translation initiation factor IF-2-like. NCBI's taxonomy places the organism in Eukaryota, Metazoa, Chordata, Mammalia, Rodentia, Cricetidae. Bases 1 to 684 code for a protein of 227 amino acids. The record is from RefSeq and is a predicted model, not a curated record. The transcript is spliced from 3 exons.
AUGCAGGUGUUCAGGGGUCCCGCGCCAUUCGGCAGGCCGGGUCGUUCCCGGGGACGCCGGCCCGCGUGUGCACCUCCGGGUUUCGAACGCCGACCAGGACCUGUCAAAGCCCGCUCCUCCCAGGGCGGGGGCGCCGAGAGGCCCCGGCUCCGAGUCCCUGGGGUGCCCGAGGUCCGCGUGGACCGUCUCCCGCCCCAGCUCAGCGUCGCGGCCUGCUCCCGGCGCCCGCGCGGGCCUCGCUCGAGAGGCGGGCCGGGCAUUGCAGUCCCCCGGGCCCGGACACAAAGCGGCCCAGGGAGAGCCCGCCUCACCUGCAGCACUGGGCGCCGCGGGCCUUCCAGAACCAUCGGACCCCGCUCCGGCGCGCGCGUCACAGGCCAGGCCUCCCGGUGCCGCCCGGCGCCGCCGCCGCCGCCGCCAUUUCCUGCCGCUCGCCGUCGCCUCGUCCCCGCUGUCAGGUUACUCCAUUUACCUGAGCCCGGAGCCGCCCGCGCCUCACCGCGCCGCGCCCCGACCCCCUCCCGCCCGCGCCUGCGGAGACUGCGCAGCGCCCUGCUCGCCCGCAGCCCGCGCUCGGCCCGCGGCGACGGCGCACAGCGGCUUGGAGAAUCCCACCGGCGUCGCGCCGCCGCUCCGCGCCCCCUCGCUUGCUCGCCCCGCGGCCACAUGAAAGCCGCCCUGUGAUUGGACGGAGUGCGGAGGUGAAAGGUUAAUCCUGGCCCUCCAGCCACUCAGGAGCUAGGAAACAGCAGUCUCGGGCCGAGGCGGCGUCUGCGGCCCAAUGCGAAGACCUAGCUGUGUAAGGCAGUUAGCCCAGCCGGGCAGCGGUGCUUCUGACCCCGCCGCAGCUACCGCUGUCGCCGCCGCGGGCCACGCAGUCUGGGCUUGGUCAAGAGGAGCCUCUCAGCGCUUGGGGACACCCCCCCCCCUUGAUGGUGACACCUUGACGGGCCCAUGUCCCUGAUCACAAGCCCUGCUGCUCGGCCUUUGGGUCCUCAGAAUUGAACCAACCCUUGGACAUCCAGAAAAUGUUGUCGGUGUGCAAAGGCUUGGUCUGAGCCUUCUGCCGCUCCUCCUUGCUCAGAGGCUAACUUAAAAAACCAUCUUAGUGAUGGCCUCUCCCUGCUUCCCGAUGCAGGCAUCUCUUCCAGAUGAUCUGUUGGCAUUUCGGUUGGAUCGGGAUGGGGAUGGGUCAGGUAUCCUGGAGCUGGGGAGCCACAGAAUACUGAGUGUUACAUAGCUCAGAUGGAAAGGUAUCCUGGAGCUCCGGAGCCAAGGACCACCACAGGUUGCAUCUCUCAGGACCAGCUUAAAGCCAGCAAGAUGACUCAGCCAGUAAAAUGCCUGCACUGCCAAGUCUGACAACCUUGAGUUCAAAUCCUGGGACCUACCUAAAGGUGGAAAGAGAACUGACCCCUUAAAGUUACCCUCUUACCUCCACACACAUUGUUGCAUCCUCCUCCCGGCACACACACAUCUCCAAAGUAAAAGCUUUUGUUUUUUAAAGCCAGCUGGGCUUAUCCAUUCGCAAAUGUUUCUGAUUUUAUUGUUCAUCUUUAAAAUAGCUGGAGAUUACUGUGGUCCAUCUGUCUUUCAAAUUAAAAAAUGAGUUUGGACUAUCUAAGCACGAGGAGGAGAUUGAGAUAGCAAAUUCACAGAUGAAGGCCAGCCUGAGCUACAUACCAAGGCCCUGGUACAUAUAUAUAUAUUAUAUAUAUAUAUAUAUAUAUAUUGUGUGUGUAGAUGGAUGUGUGCAUACCCAUAAAGGGUCAUCUUGGCUUAUGAGUUGGACAGUGUCCUGCUCUCAAGAACAUCGCCUUUCAGAAGCACAGCUGCAGCAGGGACUCCUCCCAGGGGCCACCUAACUCACACACUGACCUCCUCUGGAAAGACCCUCACCAACAAGCAACGAAUCAAAACGCACCAGUUUCUUCCCAUGAUUCAGCCUUCUAGUCCUCAGAUGCACCUCACUUUCCAUCAGGAGUUCCACGUUUUAGAACAUCGAUAUUUGGGACUAAUCUUCAAGAACUGUGAAUUCGGGGCUCCUGGUCAUUGAACCCAGGCCUCAUGCAUGCUAGGCAAGUGCUUUCUAUAUACCUUGCUCGGUUUGGGGGUUUUAGAGCUGACCCAUAAUAAGCUUUGAGUUUUUGCAAUAUUCAGGACUUUAGCAUUUGAGAUGCAUUGUACAGGGUUAUGAUCAGCAGCCAUGAAAAAUAAACAGUAAAAAAAGAGUCUGCUCCCUACACCCAUUCUCAUGCCCCAAGAGCAAGCCAUUGUUUCCUACUCACUCUUCAAACUUGCCUUCACACACAAGUCAAGAUACUGAUUUAUUCUGUCUUCUUCAUCUAUAAAAACCCCAGUGUGCAUUUA